AUCACGUCUCCAUUGGAGGGCUUGGGGAUAGCUUCUAUGAAUAUUUGCUCAAGGCAUGGCUGAUGUCGGACAAGACAGAUGAAGAAGGCAAGAAAAUGUAUUAUGAUGCUGUUCAGGCCAUAGAGACCCACCUCAUUCGCAAAUCAAGCGGGGGGCUGACAUACAUCGCUGAGUGGAAGGGUGGACUGCUGGAACACAAGAUGGGACAUCUCACUUGUUUUGCUGGGGGCAUGUUUGCUCUUGGAGCAGAUGGAGCACCUAAUGACAAGACGGGCCAUCACAUCGAGCUCGGUGCUGAAAUUGCCAGGACGUGCCACGAAUCCUAUGAUCGUACAAGCAUGAAACUGGGACCAGAAGCCUUCAGAUUUGAUGGUGGUGUCGAGGCCAUUGCUACGAGACAAAAUGAAAAAUACUACAUCCUACGACCGGAAGUCAUAGAGACCUACAUGUACAUGUGGCGACUCACUCAUGACCCAAAGUACAGGCAGUGGGGCUGGGAAGCUGUAGAGGCAUUGGAAAAACACUGCAGAGUAGAUGGCGGCUAUUCUGGCAUUAGGGAUGUUUAUAACACUCACGAAAGCCAUGAUGAUGUGCAGCAAAGUUUCUUCCUUUCAGAGACACUCAAAUACUUGUAUUUGCUGUUUUCUGAAGACGAUCUUCUUCCAUUCGAACACUGGGUCUUCAACACAGAGGCUCAUCCUCUCCCUGUUCUUCACAAAGACGAUGGGAAUAAAGAAGAAAACCAGAAAUAGAUGAAGAUUAAGUUAUACUUGGUUUCAUUCCUUAUGUUUCAUUCCAGGACUUGGGCACAUGAUUUGGUUUUAAAUUCCUGAGUUAAAUUUUCAAAUCAAGUGUUUUGCAGUCUGUUUUCUUUAACAGUAAAUAUUUAUGAACAGACCUCAACUGAUGAUGAUAAAAUCUCAUUCCUCUUAUCCAGCUGAACCACUUCUUAGGAGAGAAAAAGGACAACCCUCCUGAGUUUGUUAGGCUGCAGUGUCAUCUUGGCCAAAAAGAGCAGAGGGUCUGCAUGUUACUUCCUGUUAUGCUUUUAAUUUGACUGCAAAAUUCUUUUCUCCUCUGUGAGGAGAUGUCUGCUUUAAGCUGUAAUAUUUUGCCAUGUUGCAAAAAGCCAUAUUGAAUUAAGUAUAAAGAGCUUUUUUUUUUC
Eurypyga helias (sunbittern) is the source of this 1165-nucleotide messenger RNA. RefSeq names its product mannosyl-oligosaccharide 1,2-alpha-mannosidase IA-like. Gene Ontology annotation, biological process: N-glycan processing; carbohydrate metabolic process. The annotation marks the transcript as partial. The record is from RefSeq and is a predicted model, not a curated record. The transcript has 5 exons. Gene Ontology annotation, cellular component: extracellular exosome; Golgi membrane; endoplasmic reticulum. NCBI's taxonomy places the organism in Eukaryota, Metazoa, Chordata, Aves, Eurypygiformes, Eurypygidae. Gene Ontology annotation, molecular function: calcium ion binding; mannosyl-oligosaccharide 1,2-alpha-mannosidase activity.